GGAGUAAUUAUAUGGGUCAACUGGGGAAAAUAUCAUAACAGAUUGUAAUUGAGGAUUUGAUUGUGGAUAUGUUGAGUAAGAGAAUGAAUGUUCUGGUAUGAUUGAGUGUGCUGGUGGUGUUGUUUGAUUAUAGUCAUGGGACAGCUGGACGGAUUAGAAAAUGGGCCUGAUCGGCCGCUGAAUCUGAGGAAAUAUAAGUAGGAGCCUAAUUGGCCGCCGGCAGAAUACAAAUUGGGCUUUGAUCGGCCUCUAGACCCCAGAAAGGGGCCAAAUCGGCCGCUGGGUCCUAUGUCGGGAAAAUGUGAUGCUUUACUCUGCUUUUGCUCUGCAAGAAAGAAAGGCAUGACAGGAAAAGCAGGAAAGGAGAAGGACACUUCAACACGAAUUCUACAUAGGAUGAGCACUUCAAAUAUAUAAUACUAUAUAUCCCACUGCAUAUCAGGAGCAGGCAAAAUUUCACACUUUAAUUAGUUUGUAGAUUAAAUAAUCGACCAAAUGAUCUGAUCACAGUUCUUUUUUUUCUCUAUCAUCAACAGCAUGUUUUGCUGUACGAGUACUCUGUUUGCAUCUGCUGUUUUGGUAGGCAGUCUCUGCAAUAGCCUCUUUCAUUAUCUCUGUUUUCAUCGGAACCCAUUUUUUCUUUAAGAAGAGACUGCAAAAUCCUAGUUCCGGCAGGAAGAAAGAAAGCAAGAAAGAGAAGAUGGCAAGGGAGAUGCUCUCACGGUAGAGUGUUCCAUGGGAAAAGGAAUCGACUCCCGGCAAACAUCAAUGAAAUUUGCUGUCCUAUUUCGUUAUAGCCAAUUUGCUGUGAUAGGAGUCCUGAGCUACCCUUCUCUCUCUGUCUGCUGGCAACAAGAAAGGUAAGGAGAGGAAAUUACAGGACUGGUAUGCUAUGGCAUCCGACAGUCAUCCAAGGUACCGUGCUUUGGUUAUUGCUGCAAUCUGUGCGACAACAUCGGUCCUCGUGGCUGCUUUCCUUGGAGCUCGUAAGAGAUGGCAUAGUGGCAAUUCCAGCAGGAUGAAUGUGAACAAUUCGCAGCAGCAGCAGCAUCAGCAGGAGGUAGAUGGAAGCCACGAUGUUCCAUCAUCCGAAUCCUCAGAUGAUCCAGCGGCGGGCCACGAGGUUGAAGUAUUCCUGAGCUUCAGGGGGACCGACAUCCGGAAGGCAUUCACAGACUACCUCUACCAUAGCCUCAUUGACGCUGGGGUCCGCACCUUCAGGGACAAUGAGGAGCUCCGUGCAGGGGAGGAGAUCGGCCCUGAGCUCAUGAAAUCAAUCAGGCAGUCAAAGAUUGGGAUCCCCAUCUUCUCCGCGGAUUACGCUUCGAGCGAGUGGUGCCUCAUGGAGGUGGCGGAGAUGGUGAAGUCCAUGAAGGAGAGCAAACAGCUGAUCAUGCCAUUAUUCCUGGAUGUAACGCCUGACGAGGCCCAACAUCAGACGGGCAGUUACGCCAAACCUUUCUCCCAGCAUGAGAAGAGGUUCGGUCAGGAGAAGGUCCAAGCAUGGAGGGAUGCGCUGAAGGAAGUCGUGAAGCUGAAGGGUCUGGAACUUAAUAAAGUGGCAAACGGACAUCAAGGUGAAUUCAUAAAAUUAGUUGUCGCAAAGGUCAUUAGAGAACUGAAGAAGUCUUACUUGGAAAUGGGUACUGUCCUGGUUGGAAUAGAGGAUCGUGCGGAAGAACUUGUGAAAAAAUUAGAAGUUGGCAUAGACUAUCAUGUUCAGGUAUUUGGGAUUUGGGGCAUGGGUGGCAUAGGGAAGACAACGCUAGCCAAGUUUGUCUACAACCAAAUCGUAGACAAGUUUGAAAGUAAUUCUUUCCUUAAAGAUAUCCGAGAAACAUCCCGGUAUCCCAGAGGCCUUCAAUACUUACAAAGUAAAUUGGUCUCCGACAUAUUAGAGCUUGAGCCGCAGGACUAUGCUACUGUAGAGGAAGGAAUCAAUGUGCUUAAGGAAAGUCUUCGCCAAAAGAAAGUCCUGAUUCUUCUCGAUGAUGUCGACCACAUCAACCAGAUUAAAGUUUUGGCAGCUGAUGUUGGUUGGUUUGGCCGAGGAAGCAGGAUCAUCAUCACUACCAGAGAAAAGGAUGUCCUUGAACAAUUUCAAGAACAAGAUUUGUAUGAAGUCCCAUUACUGGAUGAAGGUCAUGCUUUAGAGCUCUUCUGCAUGCACGCUUUCAGAAAUAAGUCACCCAGACCUGACUUGGUCGAAGAAGCAUUGCAGAUCGUGAACAUAACUGGACGGCUUCCUCUGGCUCUUGAGGUCAUGGGAUCAUUCUUAUCCGUCUAUGGUGGAAAGAAGGAUAUGUGGCAUGCUACAAUAGAGAAGUUGAAAUUUAAACUUGACAUGUUCGACAUCCAAGAUAAGUUGAAAAUAAGUUACGAGUCGUUAGAAUGUGAGCAAAAGGAAAUAUUCCUUGACAUUGCAUGCUUUUUCAUCGGAAUGGACGUCAGGCUAGUGAUUCCUAUGUGGAAAGAUGCUAAAUUAUCCCCAGAAGUGGGAAUCGAGAUCCUCCAACUAAAGUCAUUAAUUAAAAUUGGAGAGGACAAUACAAUAUGGAUGCACGAUCAACUCAAAGAUCUCGGCAGAAGUACAGUUGAACAACAAGACAGAGAACUGGGAAGGAGGAGUAGGCUGUGGCACGGUGAAGAUGCAUUUGAUGUGUUAGUGGAACAACAGGGAACAUCAAAAGUGGAAGCUAUCAGUCUAGAAGGAUAUGAUUUCAUGGAGGAAGAAGAUUGCCUUAAUGAUGACAUGUAUAGGAAUCUGUCAAGGCUAAGAAUUCUGGAACUAGCCAGUGCAAGGCUCGAUGGCAACUUUCAGGGUCUUUUCCAUCAGCUGAGAUGGUUGAGUUGGCAUAGAAAGAACAUAUCUCUGCCGAGGAAUUUAAUUCUGAGAAACUUAAUUGUUCUUGAUCUGUCAGGGUGCUUAAUUCGUGAUAAGUGGAUCGGUUGGAGCUCGAUCGAGUUCGGGUCAAAGCUCAAAGUUCUCAGUCUCAAAAAGUGCCGAAUAAGGAGAACUCCUGACUUCUCUGCAUUCCUGAGCUUAGAGAGCUUGAUUCUCGAGUCCUGCGAGCUGUUGUCUUGGGUUGAUCCAUCAAUAGGGCUACUAAAGAAUCUGAUCCUUUUAAAUUUGAGGAAAUGUCGGAGCCUGGAGAAGUUGCCAGAAGAAUUGGGCUCCAUGGAGUCACUGGUCGAGUUUCUCAUUGAUGAAACAAGGGUCGCAGAAGUACCAAUAUCGAGAGGUAUGAAGAAGCUCGAAGUUUUAUCGGCUAAUAGUUGUAGAAAUCUCCGUGAAAUUCCAGCAUCUAUCGGAUCCCUCGAGAAUCUGAGGAGACUCUCGUUAUCACGUAGCGGGAUAGAGGAACUCCCAAACUCCUUUGGGCAGUUAACCUCAUUGGUUGAACUGAUCUUGACGGAAACUAACAUCGGAAGAUUGCCAGAUUUCGUUGGAGAUCUACAUGAUUUGGAAUUACUCAAGAUUGAUAACACAUAUGUCUCUUGUUUGCCGGGUAACCUGGGAAGCUUAAAGAAGCUCAAAGUGCUCGAUGCCUCGUCUCCAAAGUGGGGAGUAGGAGACCAAAUAAUUUCCGAUGAAAUUUUGAGUCUAUCCUCUAUGAGAGUCCUGAAACUUAGCAGGGUAAAGAGCCUUCCGGCGGGUAUGAGCACUCUCUCAUGCCUGGAGACUCUUCAUUUGGGUCACUGCCAGAAUCUUCAGACCCUCCCGGAGCUUCCCUCCAGCUUAACCAGUCUAGUAGUCCCAGACUUGUCAAAGCUGACUUCCGUGAACCUCGCAAACUUGGUUAAUCUAAAAGAACUGCAUUUGUCCGAGGGUUCUGAGCUCGAGGAGCUGGAAAGCGUCUCUUGCCUAAGGAAACUCGAGAAAAUGACUUUGUCCUACUUGAAGAUGUCUACCAUACAGGAAGAGAUAGGUGCAUCUCUCCGUCGUCUUAAAGAGCUUGAUAUUCAUCAUUGCCACGUACUUAAAAGCCUCCCCAUGCUUCCCUCAAGUCUGUCAGCUUUGAGAAUUGGGAACUGCAACUCACUUGAGAAAUUGCCAGACAUUUCAAACUUGAAGAAUUUGUCGAUAUUAUGUGUUUUUGAUUGCCCCAAGCUCAGUGAAAUCGAAGGCCUUGGCAAUCUCCUGCCCCUGAGGGAACUGGUUACAGAUGGCUGCCCUUUAACGAAGCUGGACGAUCUCGAGAGGCUCAAGUCUCUAGCUGCUUUGUCCAUUGCUCGGUCUGAAGUUGAAAGACUUCCCGACUUAUCCAUGUUGAAGAACUUGAAGUCCCUAAAUGUAGCGUACUGCAGAAAGCUAGCUGAGAUACGAGGUCUCAGCCGUUUGCACAACCUCAAAUGGGUAUUUAUAGACAGCUGUGUGUCGCUCGAUCGCUUGCCCGAACUACCAUACUCUAUGGAGAAGUUGUACCUUAGAGGUUGCGAGCAAUUUAGAGAAAUUGAGGCAGUUGCGGAAUUGGAUUUACUGCAGGUGUUGGAUAUAAGUGGGUGCAAAUCGCUCAGGAAGUUACCCAACCUAUCGAAGCUGCAAAGGCUGGAGAGCAUCGUAAUGAAAGAGUGCGAAAACGUCACGGAAAUUCCGGGACUCGAGGAGCUAAGUAAUCUGCGGAGGUUGAGCAUCUUUGGAUGCUGGGCACUUAAGCUGCCCGAUCUUUCAAAGCAGCAGGAUCAUGGCCUGCAGAUAUAUAAGAACCAGUUUGGAAGUAUCUUUGACCGAUUUCUUUGAGUUUCUGAUGUUCUUAUUCAGAUCGACGUCAGUGUGUGUAUAUACAUAUAUGUAUGUACGUGUCAGAGACGUUGAGUUGGAAAAUUAAUUCAAACUCCCCAAAAGUUCUUAAUCAUAUUAUAUUUUGCUUGAA
Messenger RNA from Punica granatum (pomegranate), 4874 nucleotides. The record is from RefSeq and is a predicted model, not a curated record. NCBI's taxonomy places the organism in Eukaryota, Viridiplantae, Streptophyta, Magnoliopsida, Myrtales, Lythraceae.